ACCCCAAUCCCCUCGCCGGCAAGGAACGGUCAGGAUGAGAUGCGUAUUGCUUGGCGAUUGGUGCAAAUACCUCCUACGAAGUUGACGUGGACAUCAUUAUACUCGCGGAUUUACAGAGUGGCAGCUCUUCCAUGACUGAACGGUCAACUCAAGAAAACCCGAUAGGCCAUUGCCUUUCACACCAGAACAGGUUUUAUCUAGGAGAGAACCUUGCGUUAGAAGGAAACUAGGCUUCUAGAGUCUUCUGCAUCUAGUGCCAGUAGGCAUAUCUGUAAAUGCAAGAUGGAGAAGGGAUUCGUGAUCUAGACCUGAUGGAAACUACAGGAUUUGGAGAUGGUGAGGGAAUGAGCGGAGUGCAAGAAGAGCCUGUAGAAAAUAGAGGAUUAGGCGGCAAAAAUUGGGGCGCCGAAGCUCGUGCAGAGCAUAUGGAAACCGGAGCAUUUGAAGCCUCGAAGGCUGCAGGCCGCAUGGAGCUUAGCUACCAGGCAUCAAUCGAAGAGGAGAAGAAAUCAACAAGCAAUGCAAUCUUACGAAGUGGUGAGGCAGGAGGAUUUCCUCCACGGCCACGUCGCGGGAAACGCGCCCGUGAAGGUCCAAAUGAACGAAUAGCCCCAGAAGAUGAGGAAGAUGCGGUGACAAAGGCUAUACGCCUUGCAGCUGAACGGCCAGACCAGCCAAUAUUUUUCCCUUACAAAGGAACUGUGUUCAACAGCUGCGAUGAGGCGAAAGAGUUCUACAACUUAUACUCCUGGGAGAAAGGUUUCGGAAUAAGAAUAGGGCGAGAAUGCAAGAACAGCAAAGAGUAUAGAACUAGACAAGAUUUUGUCUGCUCGUGUGAGGGAACAGACAAGAGCACAACAGCAGCUUCAAUCAGGACUAAAUGCAAGGCAAUGAUCAGACUUCUCAGACAAAAUGAUCAUUCAUGGUACAUCAGCAGGGUGGUUGACACACACAACCACCCAUUUUCAGCAGGCUAUGGUGAAAACAAGGAAUGGAAAUCGCAUAGUGACAUAGAUCCACUAACAAAGGAUUUGGUUAAGAAGCUUAGGGAGAACAAUAUAAGUGUUGGGAGGAUCUGCAACAUCCUAGGUGUGUCGGAUGCAACCUCAAGCAAAACAAUGAGAAAGGAGUCUAUACGGUCCUUGUGUGCAAAACUGUCCCAAGAAAACAUGAAAGAUGAUAUUGGAAAGACAAUGGGACUUUUGGAGGAUAUGAAGAAGACUGACCCUGGGCUUGAAGUAAGGUUCCAAAUGGACAGCAGUGGCGCGAUGAAAACAAUGCUUUGGUGCACCGGUAAAAAUAGAGUGGACUACGAGAAUUUUGGAGAUGCCAUAACAUUUGAUACAACCUACAGGACAAACCUUUACAGCCUGCCAUUUGGUCUUUUCGUUGGUGUAAACAACCAUUUCCAGUCAAUAGUGUUCGGAGGGGUGCUUCUAACAUCUGAGAAAACAAUUGAUUUCGAAUGGGCAUUCACAAAUUUUGUAGAAAUAAUGAAUGGUAAAGCUCCCCUGACAAUGCUAACAGACCAGUGUGCCGCCAUGGCAAAGGCGAUAAAAUCAACACUACGGACUACAGGGCACAGAUGGUGCAGGUGGCACGUGCUGAAGGAUGCAAAAAAGAAGCUUGCGAACAUCUACUCAAAACGUAAGAAGUUCAAGCGUGAAUUCAAUAAACUAAUAACUGAUGAGAUUGACAUAAGAAGGUUCGAGAAUGAAUGGGUAAAACUACUAAAGGAAUACCGCCUUGUCAAGAACAAGUACUUGAAGAGGUUGUUCAAGCACCGGGACAAAUGGGCUAAACCAUAUUUCAUGGACAUAUUCUGUGCUGGAAUGCCCAGCACACAAAGGAGUGAAAGCGCAAAUCAUAUGUUAAAAAAGUUCAUUCAACGGGCUGCACCAAUGCACCUUUUUGUGAGUAAAUUCAAUGAGCUGCAGAGCGACAGACACGACCAGGAAGGAAAAGAGCAGCAUUCUACUAAACAGGUUCUCAGAAAAAAGCUAAGAGUAGGGGUUCCAAUAGAGCGCCACGCAAGCACGGUGUACACAAGAGCAAUGUAUGAGAAAUUCUGUGAUGAGCUAUUUGAGUCAGGAUCAUUUGCCAUAUUUAAGAGGAUCAAUGAUAGUGAGUUCAUUUUAGUAGACACAAAGAACGAAGAGGAAAUAGAUGCUAAGCAUUUCAGGGUGAAGCUAGAAGGAGAUAAUAAGAUCAGUUGUGAAUGUGGUUUCUAUGAACAUAUGGGCAUGCUUUGCCGCCAUACUCUCAAGGUCCUCGUCCAUCUGGACAAAAUGGAAAUCCCAGCUGGAAACAUAAUGAGAAGAUGGACAAAGGAAGGGCACAUACCAUGUAAAGAAACAUCGAUAUCUUCUGCCUUGGAGUAGCAAUCGCAUAAUAUGCAGAGAAAGAUGCUUCUGGCAAAAGCUUGUGAACUUACCAAGGUGGAUGACAAGGGACGACUCGUCUCUUUUGGUAAAACAAUUGAAGAAGUAAUUGGCAAUUCCAUGGUAAGUGAGACAUCAGGUCAACAAAUUGGUGAAGUUAAAGAUGCAACAACUUCUUGGCCAACCUCGAAGCCCACAUCCUGUCCUCCCCGAACAAUAUUCGGUGGAAGGCCACCAAACACAGGACUAAAAUCAUGGAUUGCAAGCACUAAGAAAUCUGCAGCGUGCCAAGCCGAUGAUCCAAGCACUAAAGCAUCAGAGUGGCCAGAGGAAGAGAACCCAGCCAAGAAGAAAACAAAGUCCAUUUUAGAACUUAUGCAGUUGAAGUAACCGUUCAAGUUGCCUUAAUUAUGUUACCGGUAUGCGUAUGUAAAACUGAUGCUCUUUUAUAUUUGGAACCAAUAAUACACGCAUUGUAAUCUUAUUAAAUUUGAACUCAAUAUGAGCAUUGUGUCCAGUAUACAAUCACUACUUUUAUUUA
Molecule: messenger RNA, 2922 nt
Organism: Panicum virgatum (switchgrass)
Lineage: Eukaryota; Viridiplantae; Streptophyta; Magnoliopsida; Poales; Poaceae
Product: protein FAR1-RELATED SEQUENCE 5-like
Exons: 6
Coding region: 276-2381 (701 amino acids)
Biological process (GO): regulation of DNA-templated transcription
Molecular function (GO): zinc ion binding
Source: RefSeq, a predicted model, not a curated record